AUAUCAAUGAAUGUAAGGUAUUCCCUGGUAUGUGCAUGAAUGGUAAAUGUAGAAACACAAUCGGAAGUUUCAAAUGUAGAUGUAACAGUGGCUUUACUUUAGAUAUGGAGGAAAGAAACUGUACAGACAUUGAUGAGUGCCGGAUCUCCCCAGACUUAUGUGGAAGUGGCACUUGUGUCAACACUCCUGGAAGCUUUGAGUGUGAGUGCUUUGAUGGUUAUGAAAGUGGAUUUAUGAUGAUGAAGAACUGUAUGGAUAUAGAUGAAUGUGAACGCAACCCUCUUCUGUGUAAAGGUGGCACAUGUGUGAACACUGAAGGCAGUUUUCAGUGUGACUGUCCCUUGGGACAUGAGCUGUCACCAUCACGUGAGGAAUGCAUAGAUGUAAAUGAGUGCUCCUUAAGUGACAGUCUCUGCAGAAAUGGGAAGUGUGUGAACAUGGUGGGAACAUACCAGUGUUCCUGCAACUCUGGGUACCAGGCCACUCCUGACAGACAAGGCUGCACAGACAUUGAUGAGUGUAUGAUAAUGAAUGGAGGCUGUGACGCUCACUGCACGAACUCAGAAGGCAGCUAUGAAUGCAGCUGCAGUGAUGGCUAUGCUCUAAUGCCAGAUGUCAGGACAUGUGCAGACAUUGAUGAAUGUGAAAACAAUCCAGAUAUCUGUGAUGGUGGUCAAUGUACCAAUAUUCCAGGGGAAUAUCGCUGCCUCUGUUAUGAUGGAUUUAUGGCUUCUAUAGACGUGAAAACUUGUGUUGAUGUGAAUGAAUGUGAUUUGAACUCCAACAUCUGCAUGUUUGGGGAGUGUGAAAACACUAAAGGUUCCUUCAUUUGUCACUGUCAAGUAGGAUAUUCAGUCAAGAAAGGAUCCACAGGAUGCACAGAUGUGAAUGAGUGUGAAAUUGGUGCUCACAACUGUGACAUGCAUGCCUUGUGCAUCAAUGUACCAGGAAGUUUUAAAUGUAGCUGCAGAGAAGGAUGGGUUGGAAAUGGCAUUAAAUGUAUUGAUCUUGAUGAGUGCUCCAACGGGACCCAGCAGUGCAGUGUGAACGCUGAGUGUGUGAACACGCCGGGGUCGUAUCGCUGUGCCUGUGCAGAGGGAUUCACUGGCGAUGGAUUUACUUGUUCCGAUGUGGAUGAGUGUGCAGAAGACAUUAAUCUGUGUGAAAACGGGCAGUGUUUGAACGUGCCUGGUUCCUACCGCUGUGAGUGUGAGAUGGGAUUCACUCCUGCCUCAGACAGCAAGUCAUGCCAAGAUACCGACGAAUGCUCCUUCCAGAAUAUAUGUGUGUUUGGUACCUGUAAUAACCUACCAGGAAUGUUUCAUUGUAUCUGUGAUGAUGGCUAUGAACUAGAUCGAACUGGAGGAAACUGCACAGAUAUUGAUGAGUGUGCUGAUCCCAUCAAUUGUGUGAAUGGUCUUUGCAUAAAUACCCCUGGAAGAUACGAAUGUAACUGCCCUCCAGACUUCCAGCUGAAUCCUACUGGAGUGGGUUGUGUGGAUAACCGUGUUGGCAGUUGCUACCUGAAGUAUGGACCAAGAGGGGAUGGGAGCCUAUCCUGCAACACUGAAAUUGGGGUUGGAGUCAGUCGUUCCUCAUGCUGCUGCUCCCUGGGAAAGGCUUGGGGAAACCCCUGUGAGACGUGUCCCCCCAUAAACAGCACAGAAUACAACACUCUGUGUCCAGGGGGAGAAGGAUUCAGGCCAAAUCCCAUCACUAUUAUUUUAGAAGACAUUGAUGAAUGUCAGGAACUACCAGGUCUCUGUCAAGGUGGAAAUUGCAUCAAUACUUUUGGCAGCUUCCAGUGUGAAUGUCCCAAUGGCUACUACCUCAGUGAGGAGACAAGAAUCUGUGAAGAUAUUGAUGAGUGUGUUGCACAUCCUGGUGUCUGUGGUCCUGGCACCUGCUACAAUACUUUGGGGAACUACACCUGUAUUUGCCCACCUGAAUAUAUGCAGGUGAACGGAGGACAUAACUGCAUGGACAUGAGGAAAAGCUUUUGCUACAGAAGCUAUAACGGAACCUCCUGUGAGAAUGAACUGCCCUUCAAUGUAACCAAAAGGAUGUGUUGCUGUACGUACAAUAUUGGGAAAGCCUGGAACAAACCUUGUGAACCAUGUCCAACUCCAGGAACAGCUGAGUUCAAGAACAUAUGUGGGAAUAUUCCUGGCUUUACCUUUGACAUUCAUACCGGAAAAGCUGUUGACAUUGAUGAAUGUAAGGAAAUCCCAGGAAUCUGUGCAAAUGGUGUUUGCAUCAAUCAGAUUGGCAGCUUCCGCUGUGAAUGCCCCACUGGAUUCAGCUACAAUGACCUUCUCUUGGUCUGUGAAGAUAUUGAUGAGUGCAGCAAUGGGGACAAUCUCUGCCAAAGAAAUGCAGACUGUAUCAACAGUCCUGGUAGUUACCGCUGUGAAUGUGCUGCUGGAUUUAAACUCUCGCCCAAUGGUGCUUGUGUUGAUCGCAACGAAUGUCUGGAAAUUCCUAACGUUUGCAGUCAUGGUUUAUGUGUGGACGUGCAAGGAAGCUACCAGUGCAUAUGUCACAAUGGUUUUAAGGCAUCUCAGGAUCAGACUAUGUGCAUGGAUGUGGAUGAAUGUGAACAACAUCCAUGUGGAAAUGGAACCUGUAAAAACACAGUGGGAUCAUAUAACUGCCUGUGUUAUCCAGGAUUUGAAUUAGCUCGUAAUAAUGAUUGUGUGGAUAUUGAUGAGUGUAGUUCCUUUUUUGGUCAGGUGUGCAGAAACGGACGGUGCUUCAAUGAAAUUGGUUCCUUCAAAUGUUUAUGUAAUGAAGGAUAUGAACUUACUCUAGAUGGCAAGAAUUGCAUUGAUACUAACGAGUGUGUGGCACUGCCUGGUUCGUGCUCUCCUGGUACCUGCCAGAAUUUGGAAGGAUCAUUCCGAUGCAUCUGUCCACCAGGAUAUGAAGUGAAAACUGAAAGUUGUAUUGAUAUUAAUGAGUGUAAUGAGGAUCCCAACAUCUGCCUCUUUGGGUCUUGUACGAACACUCCAGGGGGUUUCCAGUGCAUCUGUCCUACUGGUUUUGUGCUGUCUGAUAAUGGACGGAGGUGUUUUGAUACUCGUCAGAGCUUCUGCUUCACUAACUUUGAGAAUGGGAAAUGCUCACUGCCAAAGGCUUUCAACACCACAAAGGCAAAGUGUUGCUGCAGUAAAAUGCCAGGAGAAGGAUGGGGUGAUCCUUGUGAGCUCUGUCCAAAGGAAGAAGAAGUUGCUUUUCAGGACCUGUGUCCAUAUGGCCAUGGAACUAUUCCUGGGAUCGAUGAUACUCGUGAAGAUGUCAAUGAAUGCCUUGAAAGCCCAGGAAUUUGCUCCAAUGGUCACUGCAUCAACACUGAUGGAUCAUUCCGCUGUGAGUGCCCCAUGGGAUACAACUUGGAUUUCACUGGAGUACAUUGCAUUGAUACUGAUGAAUGUUCAAUUGGCAACCCAUGUGGAAAUGGGACGUGCACUAAUGUGGUUGGAAGUUUUGAGUGCAACUGUCAUGAAGGAUUUGAGCCAGGCCCAAUGAUGAAUUGUGAAGAUAUAAAUGAAUGUGCUCAGAAUCCCUUGCUGUGUGCUUUUCGUUGUAUUAACACCUAUGGUUUUUAUGAGUGCACUUGUCCAGUUGGCUAUGAACUAAGAGAGGACCAAAAGAUGUGCAAAGAUCUAGAUGAGUGUGCUGAAGGUCUCCAUGACUGUGAAUCAAGAGGCAUGAUUUGCAAAAAUCUGAUUGGCACCUACAUGUGCAUUUGUCCUCCUGGAAUGACCCAGAGACCUGAUGGAGAAGGAUGCACAGAUGAAAACGAGUGCCGCUCCAAGCCAGGUGUCUGUGAAAAUGGUCGUUGUGUCAACGUCAUUGGGAGCUACCGAUGUGAAUGCAAUGAAGGAUUCCUGUCAGGUCCAUCAGGCACUGAGUGUCUGGAUAAUCGCCAAGGGUUUUGCUUUGCUGAGGUGUUGCAGACAAUGUGUCAGAUGGCUUCAAGCAGCCAGAAUCUUGUCACUAGGUCUGAGUGCUGCUGCAAUGGAGGCAGGGGCUGGGGCAACCAGUGCAAGCUCUGUCCUCUCCCUGGAACCGCCCAGUAUAAGAAGCUCUGUCCACAUGGACCAGGCUAUACUACAGAUGGAAGAGAUAUUGAUGAAUGUAAGGUCAUGUCAAACCUGUGCAGAAAUGGACAGUGUAUUAACACUAUGGGCUCCUUCCGCUGCUUCUGCACAUCUGGCUAUACCACUGACAUAAGUGGCACAUCUUGUAAUGACAUUGAUGAGUGCUCCCAGUCUCCUAAACCAUGCAAUUUUAUCUGCAAGAACUCAGAAGGGAGCUAUCAGUGCUCGUGCCCUCGGGGCUAUGUUCUUCAGGAAGAUGGAAAGACAUGUAAAGAUCUUGAUGAAUGUCAAACCAAACAACACAAUUGUCAGUUUCUCUGUGUCAACACCCUUGGAGGCUUCACGUGCAAAUGUCCACCUGGUUUUACACAGCAUCAUACAGCUUGUAUUGAUAACAAUGAAUGUGGUUCUCAUCCAUCACUUUGUGGAUCAAAAGGAAUCUGCCAAAACACUCCUGGAAGUUUUACCUGUGAAUGUCAAAGGGGAUUUUCUCUGGAUUCUACUGGAUUAAAUUGUGAAG
This is a messenger RNA of Acanthisitta chloris (rifleman), 4623 nucleotides long. Its product is annotated as fibrillin-2. Gene Ontology annotation, molecular function: calcium ion binding. The record is from RefSeq and is a predicted model, not a curated record. The transcript is spliced from 37 exons. NCBI's taxonomy places the organism in Eukaryota, Metazoa, Chordata, Aves, Passeriformes, Acanthisittidae. The annotation marks the transcript as partial.